CACACGUGCCUUAAGCUUGGUUUCAAUACGGAUGCCGCUUUUUCAAUUCCUAUGUUUCUUCACGUGACCACGCGACAGGUGGAGUACAGAAAACAGAAUACCAACCAUACAAUGGGAGGUAUUUGACAUAUAUAAGUGCCGGUUCUCGUCUGUCUUUCCUUUUCUUGUCAGUCCGUUACACGCAACUGAGGGACUAACUGUGUCUAUAUUUCAUCAAAGUAUACAGUCUAGGCCCAGCACGAUCACGGUGCUACCGAAGGAACAAAUUGCAAACCCAAGCUUGGGAUAUACGGAACACACAUCAGAAACAACCUUCGAAGCUAUGUAUUUGAGUGGACAAGAGGGACAAGGAUGCCGGCAACCCGCCGAGGGUAUUCAAGUACCUCUUGCUCGUUCGUGCUCGAGGAAAGGAGGGGAGCAUCAGAAUGACCUUGCUCCACUCUUCCGUCUCCCAGACGAGAUCCUCGUGGAAAUAAUAAAGCACGGCGGUGAGACGAAGAUAGAUGGGAGAGGUGAUAGUUUGGAGAAGACAGUGUCGCAUGUGUCCAUGCGAUGGCGAACUAUAGUCAUCUCUAAUCCGUCACUAUGGACCCAUAUCUCUGUGUGCCCGGAGGAAACACCAUCAUUCCUUCUAACGCGUGUUCAUCGUUCUUUGGAUAUACCUAUUGAUGUCGACAUAUGUCCUUGGCCAACACCGUUCCCCAGAGCUGCACCACAGUCGUUACUUGUUCAACUGAACAUCAUUCUCCGUUUUGCAAGUCGGUGGCGCUCACUCACUCUUCGGUCUGGACUGGUGGAACCGAUGUUCUCUUUUGUUUUGCUUUAUUUUACGCGUUACGGAACAUAUCUACCAUCCCUCGAAUGUGUGAGGCUAUGUGGUUCUAAUAUGCAUGUCCACCUUUGGUCGCGGGCCCUCUUUUUCGACGAGCCUUGCACUCCAAGGCUUUCCACCCUCGAGGUUACCAACAUGAAGAUACGUCCUGCCAUAAAUGCCUGCAACUCGACAAUCACCACUCUAGUCCUUACAAAAGAUAUACCAUCAGAGAUUGUAAUUACAACUUUCAACGAUUUCAUGCGUGUUUUCGCCUCAUUUCCUUUCCUCGCCUCAUUGGUAACCUACGGUCUCGUGGUCGACAUUCCCUCACAUCAGUCGUUCACUGACAAUCACCAGUACCCCACCCUCCGCACCCUAGGCAUCCAUCGCAUCGAUGACGCGCGUUUUUCCUCGUUGAUCGUCACUCUUGCAUUAAUGUUUCCCGGCGUUACACACCUCAAUUUGACAGGGCCGCAGGCUGCUUCCUCGUUACUCGAGGCUGUACGACAAUUAUCUGUAGAGCAGAUAUGGCCAGGCCUCCAGAAACUCGUGCUGAAUACUUCAAUUAUUGGCCAUGGAUGGUCACAAAUCCAUCCAUUCCUUGAAACGCAUAGUGGUGGGGACGGCAAAGAUAGGGUAUACUGACAAUAAGGAUGGUGAAUUCAUCCCGUGGUCAUGGAGGACGGGACGCUAAAGUGAUGUAGUGUCGCGUUUUCAACA
This is a messenger RNA of Suillus plorans, 1534 nucleotides long. RefSeq lists its product as uncharacterized. The transcript has 3 exons. Lineage: Eukaryota; Fungi; Basidiomycota; Agaricomycetes; Boletales; Suillaceae. Bases 323 to 1459 code for a protein of 378 amino acids. The record is from RefSeq and is a predicted model, not a curated record. Gene Ontology annotation, molecular function: protein binding.